Penicillium soppii is the source of this 987-nucleotide messenger RNA. RefSeq lists its product as uncharacterized. The record is from RefSeq and is a predicted model, not a curated record. The coding region runs from base 1 to 987 and encodes 328 amino acids. NCBI's taxonomy places the organism in Eukaryota, Fungi, Ascomycota, Eurotiomycetes, Eurotiales, Aspergillaceae. The transcript has 3 exons.
AUGAGGCUGUUCAGUAGGAAGCCGAAAGGUGGUGCCGAUGUGCGAAAAAAGUAUCUAUACUCUAACAAAGGCGCUGUGGGGAUGAAAAUAGUCUCGGAUCCUCCCUCUGAAAAAGCUGGCCUGGAUGUCAUAUUCGUUCACGGGCUAACCGGCCACCGAGAGAAAACAUGGACUCAUCAAAACAACACAUUCUGGCCCCGAGACCUCCUCGCCAAGGACUUCCCCCAAGCCCGCAUCAUGACAUACGGCUACGACAUCGAUAUAGACGAAUUUUCAGCAGCCGCUUUCUUGAAUGACCUAAACGACCUCGGCCAGGAUAUGGGUUAUUCCCUCGUCAGCCAGCGAAACGAGUGCCCAAGCAGACCUAUCUUGUUUAUUGCACACGGCGUAGGAGGCCUAGUGUGCCAACAAACAUUGAUACUCAGCAACAACAUAGACGGGCUAUGGCAAAUCUCCUCGAGCUGUAUGGGGGUAAUCUUCAUGGGCACGCCGCAUGGCGGAUCCGCGCUCGCGUUAUACGGAGAGAAACUUGCAAAAUGCAUGGAUAUAGUUCCUUCAGCAAAUUGGGAAAUUUCUGGACCUUGCGGUCUGGGCUCAGACUACUUGCAUCGCAUCGAGGAUGAUUUCGGGGCCGUGCUGCACACUGACUCUCCGCCCAAGAUCUUCUAUUUCUACGAGGUCAUAGUGAUGAAUAAUGAGGUCGGCAAGAUUGUCGAAGGGCAGGCUGCUGUUCUGCGGGAAUAUGACAAUGGCAGAAUCAAUGCGAAUCAUUUCGAUAUGGUCAAGUUCGGUGGAAAUUCCGAUGAGGGCUAUUUUAGUGUCCGGUCAGUCAUUAUGGGAUGGCUGCAAGAGCCUCACCGAGAACCUUCCGCAAACAUAUCACCCGCCGGCGAUAACGGAGGGCGGUCUACUCCGCCUUGGCUUUGGGGACUUGAAAUGCAGGUGCCCAUUACUUUUGAGGGGCCAUCAAUGCGAAAUAUGUCAUGA